AUGUUGACGAGAAACAUAGUCAGAGCCUCUACGCGCCAACUCAGCAGUUUCACCGCACUCAGACAAAAGGAUGUGGCAUUCGGAGAUGUUCCAGUCAAGCAAAAUGAGCUUGUUUCUGGCGCUCCAAAGGAAAUGACUACGUCUCGUGUGGUUAGAAUUUACCAAGAGGCCAAGCCAGCAACACAAUCAGGACACCACAAUGGCCACUUUUGGAAGUUGGACUGGGAUGUUUUGGGAGGUGCCCACCGUUGGGAAAAUGAUUUGAUUGGUUACCAGUCCAGUGGUGACUACAUGCAAGGAACCAUCAUGAAAUUCGACAACAAGGAGGCUGCCAUCAGAUUUGCUGAGGGCCAGGGCUGGUCUUACUAUGUUAAGGAACCUAACCAGAGACACUUUAGAAAGAAGGAAUACGCCAUGAACUUUUUUCACUCUGCGGGUCCUUUGAAGCACAUCAGAACCAAGUAG
Molecule: messenger RNA, 465 nt
Organism: Clavispora lusitaniae ATCC 42720
Lineage: Eukaryota; Fungi; Ascomycota; Pichiomycetes; Serinales; Metschnikowiaceae
Biological process (GO): electron transport chain
Source: RefSeq, a predicted model, not a curated record